GGGGCAAUGUCCACCUCGGCCAGGAGGAGGCUGAUGAGGGACUUUAAGAGGUAAGUAGGGCUCCUUCCCACAUCGGCUCCACUGCGGGUUCCAUUCGUCUACGCCACCAAGUCACACGACAUAGGGGAAAGGCAACCUUCUGCACUCCUGCUGUUGUGGGACUUCCAACUCUCCCUAUCUGACCGUUUGGCAUUCCGGGAUGCAGUUUUGCUGCAUAUGAAGCGCCCAGGAUUACCGGAGGCCUUCUCUGAGGCAUGUUGUGGCUGCAAAGAGAAAAUGUUGCGGAUGCUGACGGGCGCAAUACCCCACAACUUGUUGGCUUUGAGGACUAGAUUACAGGAAGACCCGCCAGUUGGAGUCAGUGGUGCACCUUCAGAAAACAAUAUAAUGGUGUGGAAUGCAGUUAUAUUUGGUCCUGAAGGGACUCCGUUUGAAGAUGGUACAUUUAAACUUGUCAUAGAAUUUUCAGAAGAGUAUCCGAAUAAACCUCCAACUGUUAGAUUUGUAUCUAAAAUGUUUCACCCAAAUGUUUAUGCUGAUGGCAGCAUAUGUUUAGAUAUCCUUCAAAAUCGCUGGAGUCCAACAUAUGAUGUAUCAUCAAUAUUAACUUCAAUUCAGUCUCUUCUGGAUGAACCAAACCCAAAUAGUCCUGCCAACAGCCAAGCUGCACAACUUUAUCAAGAAAACAAACGAGAGUAUGAGAAAAGGGUAUCUGCAAUCGUUGAGCAAAGUUGGAAUGAUUCAUAACAGAUCACCGCGUUUCGCCACUUUCAUUCUUUUUGUGUCUGAUUUUAAAUCCAUAAAAGACAAAUAAGGAGGCAUCUAUAGAUCAUCACACUAGUUUUAAGGAUUUACAUAGAGACAAAAUCUCAUUUCCCCGCACCUUGUUUGGAAAAUUUCAAGGCUUUCUCUACUAAUGUACUUUUUAUUGCAUGGUAUGCAUGAUAUCAAAUAAGUUAUUGCUAUAUAUGUAAUAUAACCUAUUUGUAUUUUCCCCUCAAUGAAUAAUGUUGCUGUGAAGAUUUAAUGGAAAAAAUAUACACAUUUUGUAAUUCUGUAACUUUUUCUCCACAUCCCCCAGAAAAUGGAAUGUUUUUUUGUGCAGCAGCACUGCAGUUUUUUUUUUUAAAAAAAAUACUAUUUUAAAGUAAACUAUUCAAUGAAUAGCUCACAAGA
Messenger RNA from Xenopus laevis (African clawed frog), 1176 nucleotides. It is a transcript of the gene ube2b.L, whose product is annotated as ubiquitin conjugating enzyme E2 B L homeolog. The record is from RefSeq and is a predicted model, not a curated record. The transcript has 6 exons. Bases 217 to 747 code for a protein of 176 amino acids. Lineage: Eukaryota; Metazoa; Chordata; Amphibia; Anura; Pipidae. Gene Ontology annotation, molecular function: ligase activity; ubiquitin conjugating enzyme activity.